This is a messenger RNA of Closterium sp. NIES-65, 4869 nucleotides long. The record is from the annotation of a GenBank genome assembly. Lineage: Eukaryota; Viridiplantae; Streptophyta; Zygnematophyceae; Desmidiales; Closteriaceae.
AUGGCGGUGUCGUUCGAGGGCGACGACGUGCGGCAGGGCGUGCCGGAGAACCUCGAGAACCUCGUCGCGCCGCACAUCGACUCCUUCGACUAUUUCGUCGAGCGCGGGUUACCAGAAGCUGUUCACCUGAUUCGACCCGUGGAAGUGCACGACUCGUUCAGGAAGCUCAAAUUCUACUUGUGGUGGGAGAAUCCGAGCAUCACAAAGCCUUUUAGCGAGGAUGGCCAGCACCGACCCGUUUACCCCUCAGAGUGUCGCCAGGCGGGCACCACCUACCGGGGCGACUUCCGCAUCGACCUCUGCGUCUCCUACUUUGACGAGGACGAUGACGUGGCGCUUGCUGACGUGGCGAAGGGUCCCAUGCAGCGCCAGCAGCUGAGCCUGGGCAGGGUGCCAAUCAUGGUCAAGUCCGGUUCAUGUCAUCUGCGCCACCUCACGCAGGAGCAGCUCGUGCGGCGCAAGGAGGAGAGCAUCGAGCUCGGCGGCUACUUCAUCUGCAACGGCAUCGAGCGUCUCAUCCGCCUGCUCAUUGCUCCCCGCCGCAACUAUGUGAUGAAUCUGCGGCGCCCCACGCUGCUAAAGAAGGGGCUCAACUUCAGUGACAUGGCCACCACCAUCCGGUGUGUGCGCACGGACCAAUCAGCAGUGACCAACCGGGUCGUCUACGUCAACGACGGCAACGCAUGCUUCAACUUCUCCCUGAGGAAGCAAGAGUAUUUCAUCCCCGUGGGGAUCAUUCUCAAGUGCCUAGUGGACGUCUCAGAUGCAGAGCUGUACGAGCAUCUGACGGCCAUCCUAACAGCACAGCAGGCUGCAGCCGACCCUCCGGAGACCGACACGCAGCUCGCACCAACCGAAGGAGGAGCAGCAGAGGCAGCCACAAAACCACCGGCAGCAGCAGCGGCGGCGGGGUUGGGAACGCAGUUUGUGAGGGAGAGGGCGCUGGUGGUGUUGAGUCACCCGCGCUCUCUGGGCCUCUUCACUCGCAUUGAGUGUCUGGCUUUCCUUGGAAAGACCUUCCGACCUGCUGUCAACGUUCCCAGCUACAAGCCAGACGCAUAUGUGGGCCAGCAGAUCAUAGCGGACCUGGUGCUAGUGCAUCUCGACAAACCCAUGGACAAGCUGCGCCUGCUCGUCUUUAUGCUGCACAAGCUAUGGUCGAUGGUGGACGGGCUAUCACAGGAGGACUCAAUGGACACGCUCAUGCAUCACGAGCUCUACCUGCCAGGCCACAUCCUCAACAUCUUCAUCAAGGAGAAGCUGCAGGUACACCUGCACAAGAUCCAAGCGCACGCCGCCCAGGAGCUCGUCGACAACCCCACCACCACGGACCUCCGCGCCUCCAACUGGCUGCGCCGCCUCGUCGAGGGCGGCCGGCCCGGGGCGGCAGGGGCGGCGCCGGCGGGUGGGCUUUCGAUGACGUUUAUAGGGAAGGACAUCGAGUACAUGCUGAACACGGGGAAUCUGGCGAGCCCGUCUGGGCUGGACAUGCAACAGAGGUCGGGGUUCACUGUGGUGGCGGAUAAGCUCAACUGGCACCGCUACCUCUCGCAUUUCCGCUCCGUGCAUCGAGGAGCGUUCUUCUCCACUCUUCGGACGACUACUGUGCGCAAGCUGCUGCCCGAGGCUGGGCUGGCGAUGACGUUUAUUGGGAAGGACAUCGAGUACAUGCUGAACACGGGGAAUCUCGCGAGCCCGUCAGGGCUGUACAUGCAACAGAGGUCGGGGCUCACUGUGGUGGCGGAUAAGCUCAACUGGCACCGCUACCUGUCUCACUUUAGAUCCAUGCAUCGAGGGGCGUUCUUCUCCACUCUUCGGACCACCACUGUGCGCAAGCUGCUGCCAGAGUCGUGGGGGUUCGUGUGUCCCGUGCACACACCAGACGGCGCCCCCUGUGGCCUGCUCACCCACCUCUCAGCCCCAUGCACUGUCGCCGCCAACCUCAACCCCCCUUCCCUCUUUUCCACCCACCCCGUCUCAUCUCACGGCAGGUCGUGGGGGUUCGUGUGUCCCGUGCACACACCCGAUGGGGCCCCCUGCGCCUCGGGGCUAGGUUCGGGGGUAGGCUCGGUGAAGUCCCGCGACGCGAUUGGCCGAGCGGUGCUGCGGUGUCUGGCGCCGUUUGGGCUGGCGGCGGUGGGGGCGGGGGUGCCGCCCCCUGCCCCGCCUCCGGUGUUUCUGACGGUGAUGCUCGAUGGGUGUCUACUGGGGCACAUUCACUCAGAAAUGGCACCGGCCGCGGUGAAGCAUCUGAGUUCAGUGGGGCUAGUGGCAGUGUCUCUGAUGGUGAUGGUGGAUGGGUGUGUGAUGGGGCACAUUCAUUCCGAGAUGGCACCGGCUGGGAUCCCUCGGGACCUAGAGGUCGCCUUCAUCCCCUUCUCCCAGCAAGGAACCUUCCCGGGCAUUUUCCUCUUCUCUGCGCCGGCUCGCUUCGUUCGGCCUGUGCGGCAGCUGCCCUCCCUCAACCCCAGGGCCGCCGCUGCACCCACCUUCGAGCUCAUUGGCAGCCUCGAGCAGGUGAGCACUGGGGCAGGUGGGCACUGGGGCAGGUGGGCACUGGGGCAGGUGGGCACUGGAGCAGGUGGGCACUGGAGCAGGUGGGCACUGGGGCAGGUGGGUACUGGAGCAGGUGGGCACUGGAGUAGCAGUAGUAGCAACGAGAACGGCAUGGGAGCGAGGACUACAACUCUCCCAUGUCUCUUUCUUUCUUCUCCCACUUUUCCCCUUUCUCUCUUGUACCCCGUCUCCCCCUUCCCCCCUACUCCUUUCCGUCUCUUCUCCUUCAUCCCCCUCUUCCUCCCUUCCUAUCAGGUCUUUCUCGACGUGCUCUGCCCGGAUGCUCAUCGUGAAUUUCAAGUCGACGCAAAAAUCCCUCUCCCCGUCCUCUUCCUUCCCCACCCCUUCCCGGCCUUUCUCCCCCGGCAGGUCUUUCUUGACGUGCUCUGCCCCGAUGGUUCGUCGGCCCCUUCCGCCCCGUCCGGCCAAGCCUCGGCGACAGGUUCGGCGACGCACGAGGAGGUUCGGCCGACGGAUAUCCUGAGUGUGAUGGCGAGCCUGACCCCUUGGUCCGAUUACAACCAGAGCCCCCGCAACAUGUACCAGUGCCAGAUGGGGAAGCAAACGAUGGGCAUGCCGCUGCACUCGUUCCCCUUCCGCAACGACAACAAGCUGUACCGCCUACAGACGCCCCAGACGCCCAUCGCACGCACGGCAGCGUAUGACGACUAUGCCAUGGACCACUACCCCACUGGGGCCAACGCGGUCGUGGCCGUGCUGGCUUAUACCGGGUACGACAUGGAGGAUGCGAUGAUCAUCAACAAGUCGUCCAUGGAGAGGGGCUUUGGCCACGGUUACAUCUACAAGAACGAGGUGAUCGAGGCCACCCAGGGCUCAGCGGCACGUGUGGCCAAGUUCACGCCGUCCGGGCUGCCCGUGCAGAUGCUGGGGCGGGCGGCCAGUCACCGGCGCGGACACAAGUGGACCAUCGACACCGAUGGGCUGCCCCGCCCUGGGGAGCACAUCACGAGCGGCGACGUGUAUGCAUGCAAGGUGAACACGGUGACGGGCAAGGCGGACGAGAUCAAGCUCAAGGGGUCAGAGGAUGCGGUGGUGGACGGGGUCACGCUCAUCGGCACCGGCGCUAAGACAGCGCUCACUAAGGCAUCCGUGCGCAUGCGCUUUGGUCGCCUGCCACAAAUAGGGGACAAGUUCAGCAGCAGGCACGGGCAGAAGGGAGUGCUAUCACAGCUCUGGCCCGAUGUGGACAUGCCCUUCGCCUCCUCCUCCGGCAUCCGUCCAGACAUCAUAAUCAACCCCCAUGCCUUCCCCUCGCGCAUGACCAUUGGCAUGCUCGUCGAGUCAGUUGCUGCUAAGGGUGGAGCCUUGCACGGAAACUUCGUGGAUGCUUCCCCGUUCCGCCCUGCCACGCCCAACCCCCCGCCGCUCACCAUGAGCCUCAAGUCUCGCCAGCCCGCCCCGCGACGUGGCGCCUCCCGAUUGGCCCGUUCCUCUGCUGGUACCCCUGGUCUCUCCACUCCUGUACCCCGCCCAAAACUGCACAAGAAAUCUGGUGCCCCCCCCACCCCUGCUACUCCUGUCACUCCUGCUGCUGCUGGUGGUGCUGAGAAAGGGCCUGGAAGUUUCACACCCUUGGAUCUCCCAACCCCUGCUUCAUCUGCCAAGCCUGGCCUGGCUGCCAAACCUGCUGCAGGUCCGGCGGCAGCAGGUAGGGCGGGAGAAUCAAAUCAGCCACAGAAUCGCGAGGAUCUGGUGGACACAUUCGGGCGGCAACUGGUGGAAAAGGGAUUCAGCUACUAUGGCACAGAGACCAUGUAUAGCGGAGUGUACGGGUGCGAAAUGGAGUGUGAAAUUUACCUAGGAGUGGUGUAUUAUCAGCGGCUGCGGCACAUGGUAUCAGAUAAAUUCCAGGUGCGGUCUACCGGGCCUGUGAACCCGCUCACGCAGCAACCGGUGAAGGGGAGGAAGAAGGGCGGUGGAGUGCGGUUCGGAGAGAUGGAGCGCGAUGCAAUGCUGUCCCACGGCGCGGCGUUUCUCUUACACGACCGGCUACACUCGUGCUCAGACUACCACACCACUGACGUCUGCUCUCUCUGCGGCUCCCUGCUAGCUCCGGCGCUGUCUCGUCCCCGAGGCGGGUCGGCAGGUUCGGACACAGCUGUGGCGCUAGGCCUGGGGCUGGGGGCUGGCGUGGGGUAUGGGACGGUGGGGGGGGAGCUGCGACAGAAGAAGAUGGUGUGUCGUGUGUGUGGUACGGGGAAGGGCGUGGUGCGAGUGGCGAUGCCGUAUGUGUUCAAGUAUCUGGCUGCUGAGCUGGCAGCAAUGAACAUCAAGCUCACACUGGGUGUGUGA